ACGGGUCUCUAGGACACGUGGGCAUCCAACGUGGCACCUGCUGGUGCCUGCAACUGAUACGCCUUUCACUGCAAAGAGUAUUGAGACUGUGAUGGCAGUGAAGAAGGAGAAGCUAUGAAGAUGGAGGAAUCUGUGGUGUAUAUGUGGGGCUAUCUUCCCGGAGCUUCGCCGCAGGGCUCGCCGCUGCUUUCUCCGGUACCGGUUGCGCUGCCGGCUUCGACUCUCUCCGAGGAAUCAUGGAAGGAUGUUUGUGGCGGCGGAUGUGGAUUCGCUGUGGCAAUCUCAGAGUCUGGAAAGCUCAUAACGUGGGGUUCCGAGGAUGAUCUAGGACAAAGCUAUUUAACUUCAGGCCAGCAUGGGGAAACACCAGAGCCUUUUCCCCUUCCAACUGAAGCUCCAAUAGUGAAGGCUGCUGCUGGUUGGGCACAUUGUGUUUCACUUACAGACAAAGGUGAAGCAUACACAUGGGGUUGGAAAGAAUGUGUUCCCUCUGGGAAAGUCCUCCUUGAUUCUACUGGGGUACGCUUUGAAAAGGAUUCAUUUGGAAAACAAAGUUUGUUACAGACUGAACAAGAGGGUCCAAAGCCUCAAAGCUCAAAUUCAACUGGCGGAAUGUUAUCUCGUGUUGACAAUAGAAAGGCAAGAGAGGGAAGUAUCAAGAAAAGGAGAACAUCAUCAGCUAAACAGGAACCUGAGAGCUCUUCAAUGUCUGAUGAUGAAACUUUUUUGGCAUCACCCUGUCUCGUAACUUUGGGUCCUGGAGUGAGGAUAUCCACCGUUGCUGCUGGUGGGCGCCACACUUUAGCACUGUCAGAUAUGGGACAGGUGUGGGGUUGGGGCUAUGGAGGCGAAGGGCAGCUAGGUUUGGGUUCUCGGACAAAGCUGGUGUCUUCUCCUCAUCUCAUACCUUGCUUCAAUCCAUCUGCUUAUGGAAAAGACAGGCCAUCAUUAGUUCAUCAAGGAAGCUUGAGUUCAACGGAGGACAUUUCCAAAGUUCCUGGAAGUCGUGUGAAAGGGAUUGCUUGUGGAGGUCGGCAUAGUGCAGUAAUAACUGAUGCUGGCCAAUUACUCACAUUUGGUUGGGGGCUUCAUGGACAGUGUGGACUAGGGAAUACACAUGAUCAGCUGAGACCAGCUUGUGUGUCUGCUCUAUCGGGUGUCAAAGUUACAGGAAUUGCCGCUGGACUAUGGCACACACUCUGCUUCUCUGCUGAGGGCCAGGUCUAUGCUUUCGGUGGGAAUCAAUUUGGACAGUUAGGAACUGGAGCAGAUCAGGCUGAGACUCUGCCUAAGCUUUUGGAUGCUUCAAAUUUGGAAAAUAAGCGUGUCAAAAUAGUGUCUUGCGGGGCUCGCCACAGUGUCGUACUGACAGAGGGAGGAGAAAUUUUUAGCUGGGGAUGGAACAAGUAUGGCCAGCUUGGUCUUGGUGAUUGUAUUGAUAGGAACAUCCCUUCCCCAGUCUCCAUUGGUGGUUGCCAGCUUAAAAAUGUUGCAUGCGGUUGGUGGCACACACUGCUACUGGCCACAACCUCAACCAAGCUUGUCAAGGAGAACAGAGAUGAGGAACAGUUUUGUUAGAAUAGUGAUUCAUGAAAUUAUCCAGAGUAAAAUAAUGCAUGCCAUGUGUUUCAUGUUUUAUGUACAAUAUGUUCCCAUGCAUAUACGAGCGGCGCAAUAAUGUGUCCCUUGGUUCA
This is a messenger RNA of Vitis riparia (riverbank grape), 1694 nucleotides long. RefSeq names its product ultraviolet-B receptor UVR8-like. The record is from RefSeq and is a predicted model, not a curated record. NCBI's taxonomy places the organism in Eukaryota, Viridiplantae, Streptophyta, Magnoliopsida, Vitales, Vitaceae. Bases 115 to 1578 code for a protein of 487 amino acids. The transcript is spliced from 11 exons.